Molecule: messenger RNA, 1592 nt
Organism: Trifolium pratense (red clover)
Lineage: Eukaryota; Viridiplantae; Streptophyta; Magnoliopsida; Fabales; Fabaceae
Product: lipase-like
Exons: 10
Coding region: 140-1213 (357 amino acids)
Biological process (GO): lipid metabolic process
Source: RefSeq, a predicted model, not a curated record
CAGUCCGGGCCGGGUCGCGUGCACACACACUUAUUUUAUGACUCUUUGACUUCUUCUCCUUUAUCCCUUCUAACCGGAAAAACAAUUACAAGUAAUUGACGUUAUCUUCACGUCAAAUUGAUUAUAUUUUAUCUUCUUUAUGGUUUUUCUGCACUUCAAUUUCAGUAUGAAGAAAACUUGGUGGUGCUUCAUAUUUGUUACCUGGUUAUGCCUUUUUUCCUUUUCAGAUGCUAGAACAGAACUCAAGGCUAGGCAUACGGAACAUCUUUCCCAGUACAAUCAUACACUUGCUUUAAUAUUGGUGGAAUAUGCUUCUGCGGUAUACUUGUCAGAUUUGACUCAACUUUUUACAUGGACGUGCUCUAGAUGUGGUCACUUGACCGAGGGAUUUGAAAUUAUAGAGUUGGUUGUUGAUGUCGAGCAUUGCUUACAGGCAUUUGUUGGAGUGGCCGAGGAUCCGCAUGCUAUUAUCAUUGCAUUCAGAGGAACUAAUGGACACAGUUUACAGAACUGGAUCGAAGAUUUAUAUUGGAAGCAACAUGAAAUAAAUUAUCCAGACAUGGAUGAUGCAAUGGUACAUCGUGGUUUUUAUACUGCAUACCAUAAUACAACAAUACGUCCUGCAGUUUUAGGGGCCGUUGAAAGAGCGAAGAAGUUUUAUGGAGAUAUUCAAAUUAUAGUGAUAGGACAUUCAAUGGGGGGAGCAAUGGCCGCGUUUUGUGCACUUGAUUUAACGGUAAAUAAACAAGAAAAUAAAGUUCAGGUUAUGACAUUUGGACAACCUCGGAUUGGGAAUGGUGUUUUUGCAUCUCUCUACAGUGAACUAAUUCCAAAUACUAUCCGAGUCACACAUGACCAUGAUAUGGUUCCACAUUUGCCUCCAUAUUAUUAUUACUUACCACAGAAGACAUACCAGCACUACCCGAGAGAGGUAUGGCUUUAUAACAUUGGAUUAGGUAGUCUUGCGUACAGGGUUGAGAAGAUUUGUGAUGGAUCUGGCGAGGAUCCAUCUUGCAGCAGGUCAGUGAGCGGGACUAGCAUCACAGACCAUUUAGUCUAUUAUGGUCUUGACAUGAAAUCAGAUGAUCCAGAAGCAUGCAGAAUCGUUACGAAUUCUUAUGUUCAGAAUACUAGCAUCAGAGAUUCAAAAGGAAACCUUAUUUUAUCUAGAGAUCCUGCAACUCCCCUUCUCCGACUCCAAUUGAGAAGAUAGUUUGACAAUCAGGAAGAGCCCGUUAAUGUCGAUUGAAUUGGCAUGACAUAUCUCAUGCAACAUAAUUGUGGGGAUAUUAUACUGGUAAUUUUUUAUUUGGUCACAGUCCUUCCAAAUACGGCAGAAGAAUUUUAUCAUAAUUAGCUGUAACUGGAAGAAGAUUGCGGGUACACUAUACUUGUAAUUUUUUAUUUCUUCACAGUUCUUCCAAAUACGGCAGAAGAAUUUUAUCAGAAUUAGCUGUAACUGGAAGAAGAUUGUGUGUAUAGUCUUGUAUAUGCUCAUCCUUGUACAUAUGAUUCAUAAUUCUUGGUACCAAUGUUAAAUGUACAAAUCCACUUUCAAAUUUGGCAAUAUAAAUUAUUGUCUUUUGUUGUCA